AAAACUACAAAGCCGUCAGUUGUGGCGCAUGCGUGAAACGUUUGAAGGGGGUCGAAAAAGCGCAUCCUGGAUUAUCCAUUCCUGCGGUUGUCGACGGAAACGAAGAAAGUUGGAAAUCAGGAUGACAGAUAAGGUGAACAACUUUCCUCCGCUGCCCAAGUUUCUAAGGAUAAAGCCAUGCUUUUACCAGAAUAUUGAAGAGGAAAUUCCUGCACCUCAUCAGCAGCUGGUCCGCAGAGUUUACAUGCUUUGGAUGAUGUAUUCAGGCACACUGUUCUUAAAUGUGAUCUCCUGUAUUGCAUGGUGGGCAGGAGGUGGACAGGCCACAAACUUUGGUUUCUCCCUGCUCUGGCUCUUACUCUUUAGUCCCUGUAGUUACACGUGUUGGUUCAGACCACUCUACAAAGCUUUCAGGGCUGACAGCUCCUUCAACUUCAUGGCCUUCUUCUUCAUCUUUUUCCUUCAGUGUGUCUUGACCCUCAUCCAGGCUUUAGGCAUCUCGGGUUGGGGAGCAUGCGGCUGGAUUGCCACAGUGACCUUUUUCAGCUACAAUGUGGCCUCGGCUAUAGUGAUGCUAAUUACAACCCUGCUCUUCACUGUGAUGACUGUUUUAAUGGCACUGGUUCUCAUUAAGGUGCACAGACUCUACCGAGGAGGCGGCGGUAGUAUGCAGCGCGCUCAGGAAGAGUGGAACACUGGAAUGUGGAAAAAUGCAUCGGCGAGGGAAACGGGGUUCAAUGCUGUUGGUCAGACAGCCCAGGGUCCGAGUCUGCCUCAGUACGCUGCUGCCGUCCCGAGUUACCCUGACAACAGCCAGUGGUGAUGACCAAGACCCUCCUCUAGGUGGAGACAGAUGAUGGCUUCCAAAGAGCACCUGAAAACACAAUUCACCAUAAAUUACAAACUACAAGAUGUUUUUCUUUCUUUGUUUUAUUAGAAAAGGCUGACCGCUGUAAAAAGAUUUCGAUAAGAGUUUUAUCACUAAAGCUUCCUGAAACUUCUCUUUAAAUCCAUUUGAACUUUGUUUACAUAAAAAAAUCAAAUUCUCAUUUAUAAUCAAAUAUGUAUUUGUUUUAAAGGUUUAACCCACUGCAGAUAUGAGUUAAGAAUGUGAAGGCUUGCGUUUAAGGAGCAGUGUAAAGAACGUGUGCCUUAUGAACCUUUGAUGGAAUGGUUUUGUGUACUUUUAUGUGUUGACGUAGCUGCAUGCUACCUGUUGUAGUAUGAUGAAUACUCGCUGCUUGUAUCUGGACUUAUUCCAUGAACUUAAGUAGAACUCCAGUUUAUUUUUGCUAUUUUGUGCCUAACAUUUCCAUGCUUGCUUCUGCUUUCUUGCGAUGGACCUUAUUAUUGCAGAUUUUGCAUGAAAGGACAGUGUCUUGUUUUACUUGCGCCUUAACAAAAGCUGCUUGUUUUGUUAAAUGUUAAACUGGACUGACGCUUCAGGGAAAAGGCUCGCCUGUUUGGUUUUCUCACUGAGCACUGAUCUGCCAAACACCAACCUCUUCAUUAUUUUUAUGUUACAGAAAGUCAGAGAAUUUGUGUUCAGCCUCUGCUGUUCCACAGUAACUCCGUUUUCAGAGGGCAGCAUCUGCAUGAGAGCAUCUUAUCAGCUGUUGCAAAUGUUCUCAGCAACAGAUCGACUGAACAUGUUUAAUGAUUACUGUAAGCUUGCAUGAAACUCCUGGGGGAAUUUGGGUAUUGAAUUAUUGUCAUUUUUCUAAUGAACUGACCUCCACCAGUGGUCACAAAAGACAAUUGAGCCUAUUCUUGUGUCUGUAGGUAACUAAACAUGUUGAGCCUGCCAAAUUUUGCUUCAAAGAAAGAAAACAGUGCGUGCCUCAAGGAUUUAUCUUUACAGAAGUGUCCUUCACGGCCAACUGCCAAAUGAGAUGUUUGAAAAUUUCUGUGUUUGGUUAGUUAAAAUCAAGUGGAUGUUUAAGUAACCUUUAAAUGUUGCAACAUUUCAAUAAAUAUUCGUAUUCACA
Messenger RNA from Nothobranchius furzeri (turquoise killifish), 1988 nucleotides. It is a transcript of the gene scamp4, whose product is annotated as secretory carrier membrane protein 4. The record is from RefSeq and is a predicted model, not a curated record. NCBI's taxonomy places the organism in Eukaryota, Metazoa, Chordata, Actinopteri, Cyprinodontiformes, Nothobranchiidae. Gene Ontology annotation, biological process: protein transport. Gene Ontology annotation, cellular component: recycling endosome membrane; trans-Golgi network membrane.